Messenger RNA from Oryza sativa Japonica Group (Japanese rice), 2436 nucleotides. RefSeq names its product dihydrolipoyllysine-residue acetyltransferase component 3 of pyruvate dehydrogenase complex, mitochondrial. Lineage: Eukaryota; Viridiplantae; Streptophyta; Magnoliopsida; Poales; Poaceae. The record is from RefSeq and is a predicted model, not a curated record. Gene Ontology annotation, biological process: pyruvate decarboxylation to acetyl-CoA. Gene Ontology annotation, molecular function: dihydrolipoyllysine-residue acetyltransferase activity. Gene Ontology annotation, cellular component: pyruvate dehydrogenase complex.
UACUCGCUACCGAUCUUGUUCUCUCGCCCCCUCCCGGCGCGUGAUUCCCGGACGCGACUCGACUCGACAUCCCAAUUCCCAAUACACCACCACGACCCCCCUCCGUCCUCAUCUGUCCCGCGGCCUCGACCACGCCGGGAGGAGCCGCAGCCAGUCCGGGAGACGCUCGUACGCCUGCCUCGACCGAUCCAGCGCCGCCACGGCGACCGUGGCCAAGGAGAUCCGCCCCCUCGUCGGUCCGCCGCCAACGAUCUCCGAUCGAGACAAACCCUAGCCACGCCCAUUGCCUUCUCCCGUCGCCAUGUCCGCCGCGCAUCUCCUCCGCCACUCUCGCAAGUUGCGGAGUUUACACAAUGCUCUAGACUGUGAGCGUUCUGGCCUCGUGCGCUACUUCUCCACUGCUUCUGGUUCGUUCCCCACCAAGGGAAAUGUGCUUUUGGUUUCCACAGGUGCUGAGAAAAGAAUUGGAGGUGCCAGAUUUCCUCAGCGCAAGCAACCUGGAAAAGAGCUUGAGACCUCCAAGUUGUCACUAGGACUUAAUGGAAGCUACACUUGCAGGAGAUCACCUAACAACUUUAUCCCAAAUACUAUUACUGGUCUCAAUGGUUCAUUGUCAUGUGGACAGAUAGCUUCAGCAAGAUCUUUCUCAAGCAGUGCAGACCUGCCACCACAUCAGGAAAUAGGGAUGCCAUCACUCUCUCCUACAAUGACCGAGGGGAACAUUGCAAGGUGGCUGAAGAAGGAAGGAGAUAAGGUCUCACCUGGUGAAGUUCUUUGUGAGGUGGAGACUGAUAAAGCCACCGUAGAAAUGGAGUGCAUGGAAGAGGGCUAUCUUGCUAAGAUCAUUCAUGGAGAUGGUUCCAAAGAGAUCAAAGUUGGUGAGAUUAUUGCUGUAACCGUGGAAGAAGAGGGUGACAUCAAGAAGUUUAAGGAUUAUAAACCUUCAACUUUGGCUGCACCUGUAGCCCCUUCUGAACUGAAGGCUCAGUCUGAGCCUACAGAACCAAAGGUGGAGGAAAGAGAGCCUUCCAAAGCAUCUGAGCUAAAGGCCCCAAGGACUGAAGAACCUUCGCGGUCAGGAGAUCGAAUAUUCUCCAGCCCUCUUGCUAGAAAAUUGGCGGAAGAUAACAAUGUUCCACUGUCGAGUGUAAAGGGAACUGGUCCUGAUGGGCGCAUUUUGAAGGCAGACAUUGAAGAUUACUUGGCUAAGGGUUGCAGAAAGGAAGCUCUUGCGGCUCCAGGGCUAAGUUACACCGAUGUUCCCAAUGCACAAAUAAGAAAGGUUACUGCGAACCGCCUGCUAAGCUCUAAGCAAACAAUUCCACAUUAUUACCUGACAGUUGACACACGUGUUGAUAAUCUCAUCAAGUUGCGAGGGGAACUGAAUCCAUUGCAGGAGUCCUCCGGUGGUAAGAAGAUAUCUAUUAAUGAUCUAGUUAUAAAGGCUGCAGCUCUGGCUCUUCGAAAGGUCCCUCAGUGUAAUAGCUCCUGGAUGAAUGAUUUUAUCCGCCAAUACCACAACGUGAACAUCAAUGUUGCUGUACAGACUGAGCAUGGACUGUUUGUUCCAGUAAUCAGGGAUGCAGACAAGAAAGGACUUGGUAUGAUUGCGGAGGAGGUGAAGCAGUUGGCUCAAAGAGCAAGGGAUAACAGUUUGAAACCAGAUGAUUAUGAGGGAGGCACAUUCACCAUAUCAAACUUGGGAGGUCCUUUUGGAAUUAAGCAAUUUUGUGCCAUCAUAAAUCCUCCUCAGUCGGCAAUCUUGGCCAUUGGUUCUGCUGAGAGGAGGGUGAUACCUGGCAGCGCCAAUGGUCAAUACGAGUUUGGUUCCUUCAUGUCGGCAACAAUGAGCUGUGAUCACAGGGUUAUUGAUGGUGCAAUCGGGGCAGAAUUUCUGAAAGCAUUCAAGGGCUAUAUCGAGAAUCCAACCUCAAUGUUACUGUGAAGCUAAAGAUCAUCAAAACUAUUCUUCCCUUGUUCUCGAAUGAUGCACAGAACGGUGCUGUCUCAUUUUGUAUAUUUCCAUCAUGAUUUCGAGGAGGACCUGAAAACCAAGAGCACAGAGCCAAGGGCAGGAUGACCUGGUUUUUGGAUUAAUUUUUCUUUUUCCUGUUUGUUUCGUUCCAGUUACACUGGGAAUUAGGAUCAAUUUACAAGCCUUCUUUUAGCCCGUUUUUAUGGGUUUACUCCGCAAGUUCGUUGACAGCAGAGUAAAUUCCCGGGAAACCAUGCAGGAUAGCCUUUAUACGAUUUGCCCCCUUUUUACUUUUUUUUUCAUCUUUGUGCAAAACCAAGAGGCGCAGAGGUAAUAAGUUGCAAAUCUUGGGGAGUUUGGUUUAUACCCUUUCUCCGCAAAAUUCUAACGAGAAAUUCACAAUUGUUCAGAGUAAAUGAUGCAUUGCUUAAUCCAUUUUGAUGCUUGGUGUGUGCUUGUUU